Symbiodinium sp. CCMP2592 is the source of this 1254-nucleotide messenger RNA. The record is from the annotation of a GenBank genome assembly. Lineage: Eukaryota; Dinophyceae; Suessiales; Symbiodiniaceae.
AUGCAUCUUCGGAGGGGCACCUUGUUUGAUGUUGUGUGUCAGCGGAGCCAGCCUCUGUGCCAGCAAGUCCAGAGUUCGCAUGGGGAGAGUCCGAAGAAGGAAGCUCCAGCCUACAGUGAGCCGAAAAAGAAAGCCAAGCAUGCCCAGGCGGAGAUCAGCGAGAUUUCCAAGAAGGCUGUGCAUGCCCAUGCCAAGAAGAAGGCCGCGGAUUCCCCGGACACCAGUGCAAAGUCUGCGAACAAGAAGGCCAGGAAGAAGGCCGAGGAGUGUCCCGAGAUCAGUGCCAAGCCCAAGGCCACGACCAAGACGAAAGCGGCACAAAGAUUGUACAUACCGGCAUCGUUUGACAUUCGAAGGCCGACCAUGUCGAGCAACGUGCAGGAGGGUAGCCAGGGGCAGAGCUUUGCGAUGGCUGCCAUGGUGUCCCGUGUCCUCAACAUCGUACAGGGGGUAGAGUCUUUGUGGCAUGGAGAAGAGGAGUGGUCAUAUUUGCAGCUGAUGGUGAUCUCGGUGAGUCUCUUCGCCGCGCUGAGGGGUGGCCACCGCUCCUGUGCCUUUGCCAGAGUUCGUGCUCCGGCACAAGCCAAGCCGACGCACUUCGUGGCAUUCAGACUGCCUCAUGCAGACCUUUGGCGACGAGUAGAGCUGCUACAGGAGGAGAUCAGCCUCAAUACGUCGCAGCUUGUCGCGAAGCCGGAGGAUCUGUCGGAGGAGGAGUGGGCCCAGGGCUUCCGCUCUUGCGCCUACCCGCCCUCGAGGCUGCAUUUCAGCCUUUCCGUGAUGAGUCUUCCCACGAAGGAGAGGCUCGACUCUGCGAAGGACGUUUUGACGAGCUGGUUUAGCGACCAAAUCCGGCCUAUGCUCUCCGGCCGUCGGGAGCUGCUUGUCGAUCUCAUCGGGCUUGGGUCAUUUGGCGAACGCGUGGUUUUCAUCAGGGCGGAUGACUCGAGCAUGGCCGAGAUGGGGUCUGCGGCUGCCAGCCUGAACAAGAGCUUGGUAGCAGCUGACCUCACCGAUGGCAAGUACAAGUUUAAUGCUCACGCCACGAUCCUCAAGCGGCCACACCGGCCGCCAAAGAAGUGGAGCAAAGAGUGGCACAGGAAGCUUCUGAAAAUCCCUCAGCAGGCCUGGUCCUCGGCGUUGGACUUGAACUUCGGCAGGUACGCAGUGAGCGAGGUACAGCUUCUAGAUAUGAGGAAGCCCAAAGACGGCUACUUCGCUGUGGACUGGGAACAAAGCUUCCGGGACGAGUAG